UGAAUUACUUUUUAGAGUGCUGGACUAGGAUCCAGCAGGACCAUAGAUUAAAUAAUAAUAAUAAUAAUAAUAUCUAUAUACCUUUUAUAAAGAAAGCUGCUUUAAAGAUUUUUUUAUUAUUAUUUAAAUUGCAGUAAACACAUAUAAAUGUAUAUUUUAUGUAAAUUCGCCGCUGAAGUGAAAUGCAAUGCCUCAUUUGUUUAUCACUUUUCAAACUGCUUUAAAGAAUUUUUUUUUUUUUUUUUUUUUUUUUUUUUUUUUACCUCAGUUUCAGUAAACAUAUAUCGAUGUAUAUUUUACGUAAAUUCGUCGCUGAAAUGAAAUGCAAUGCUUCAUUUUGUUCAGAAGUCAUUUUAAAAAUAGGCAUUUCCGAUGCAUUUAGCAGGGCUCUGGCAUCACAAACCUCACAGGCUGAGGCGAUAAAGCAUUUAUCAGUUCCAAAUCUCUUAAAACUAUCCCACUUUUGCAUGUUUCUCUAUUCAUUUGAGCAGCAGCAUGUGGCAGGAGCAGCAGCAUCUCCAGACGUAUGUCAUAUGAGACAUGACUGCGCGUCACCGCUAUUUUGGACACUUUGGAUGGAGUGCAGGAGGAUGCGCACGAGGACGCGCCAGAUCUAUACUUGAUAGAGGAAUAAAUAUAUGUCUCAGACUAAAGUCUAACUGUUUAAGAAGGAUAUCGCAUUAAGUUUAUCAUGGCUGGUCCUCAGAGUGGCUCAAACGUAACGCGUAAUUUCACGAAUCAGUUCGUGCAGCCGCCGUGGCGUGUCGCGGUCUGGUCGGUCGCGUACAGCUCCGUGCUCGCGGUUGCCGUGUUCGGAAACCUCAUCGUUAUUUGGAUAAUUUUGGCUCAUAAACGGAUGCGCACCGUUACCAAUUAUUUCUUGCUCAACCUGGCGUUCUCCGACGCCUCGAUGGCCGCCUUCAACACGCUCAUCAACUUCAUUUACGCCACGCACGGAGAGUGGUACUUUGGAGAGGUCUACUGCAAGUUCCACAACUUCUUUCCCGUGACCGCCGUGUUUGCCAGCAUUUACUCCAUGACAGCGAUUGCAGUCGACAGGUACAUGGCCAUUAUUCACCCUUUGAAGCCUCGUCUGUCAGCCACCGCUACUAAAGUGGUGAUUCUCUGUAUUUGGGCCUUGGCGGUGAUUUUGGCUUUCCCGCUGUGUUUCUACUCUACCACGAGAACUAUGCCUCGCAGAACCGUCUGCUACGUUGCCUGGCCGAAACCUGCUGAGGAUUCAUUCAUGUAUCAUAUCAUAGUAACGGUGCUGGUGUACAUGCUGCCCCUAGUGGUGAUGGGUAUCACCUACACUAUAGUCGGGGUGACACUUUGGGGAGGAGAGAUUCCUGGAGAUUCAUCGGACAAUUAUGUUGGACAACUGCGUGCUAAAAGGAAGGUGGUGAAGAUGAUGAUUGUGGUGGUGGUGACUUUUGCCCUCUGCUGGUUGCCCUAUCACAUCUAUUUCAUUGUGACGGGCUUAAACAAGCGCUUGAACAAGUGGAAGUCCAUCCAGCAGGUCUAUCUGUCUGUGUUGUGGUUGGCCAUGAGCUCCACCAUGUACAACCCCAUUAUUUACUGCUGUCUGAAUGGCAGGUUUAGGGCCGGCUUCAAAAGGGCCUUCAGGUGGUGUCCCUUCAUCCAUGUAUCAAGCUACGAUGAGCUAGAGCUCCGUCCCACCCGUCUCCAUCCACGUAACCAGAGCAGCAUGUGCACCCUGUCACGGAUCGACACCAGCGUCCACGGCGAUGACCCCUGCCGCAGCAACCGAAAGAGCACCAAGUCCCAGUGUCAGGUCGAGGUCAAAGACGAAAACACGGCAGCUACUAAACUCUGUCUUCACAGAGAGCCAAUGUUUGCCAGCGAGCAGCUCAGCUGAAGGGCCCGACGUGCAUCUGAUCGUGCUCUAUUAUAGUCAUACUAACUAAAUAAAACGUGUAUAAUAAAUGAGACACAUUUCUGAGCAUGCAGUGAGAGAGCAAAUGCCCUCAAAUCUGCAGUAUGAUGAAGUAAUACUGCCUCCAAGUGGUGAAUUCUGAACGUUUUCAGUGUAGUCCAGCUUACUACUGCAUGCUGCCUAGUAUAUACUGCAUACUGCCUUCAAUUUUUUUAAAAUAGAACAUUAGUACACAUUAUGCAAUGAUAAACAUAAAAAAUAAUAUACUACACUAAAGGUUCAUGACCUCAUCACGUUGUAUGAUCAUCCUGGAAAUAAAGCUGUUAUUUGCUAAAUUUGAUGCUGAAAAAAUGAUGCUGAAAUUCAUUAUGCUUCUGGUUCGUUCAUCUCAGUAGAAAUGAAGAGUCAAAUCAAGCAUACCUAGCUCAGUGCUCUGUUGUGAACUGCACAUUUUGAUCUUAAUAUUACAUGCAUAUCGAAAUGUAAUAUUGUGCAUACUGAACAUAGGCAGCGCUUGUCCCUCUGUACUGAAGUAUAUCUUAGUCUAAACUGAGAGACUGACUUCAAAAGUGUAACUGAAUGUAAAACUAAAUAACAUAUUCUGAGUCAACAAUCUUUGAGCCAGGUUGUAUGAUGAAUCAGAUGAAGCAAAGUCAUGAAGCUAUGUCAGAAAAUAAGUUAUUUGUGAAUUUCAUAAAACCAUUCUCACAUACAUUGGUGCACAAAACUGUUUCGUGAAUAAGAUCCAAUGAAUGUACAUAACAGACUACAAUAACUUGACUAUACAGUUUAUUUUUGUGUCUUGUUCACGUUUGAUAUGUUAUAUACUAUAUUUAUGAUGUAGUGUUUACACCACUGAUAAUGUGCUUAUGAUUUUUAUUGUAAAUAAUGUGCAAAGUAAACUUUUUAUCAGUCAAUCGAAAAUCACAGUCCUAAAAAAUUAAUAUAGUAAAACUGCUGUCACGUUUAAAUACAUUGAUGAUGUUUUUUUUUAGCUUUUACGCCUGCUUUGUUGUAAUGAUUUGAUCUCAACUAAAGAUAUUGUGUGCAAAACGAAUAAUGUUGUUAUGGUCACAUUGUUUGAUGUUGAGUGUGAACAACAAAGAUUUAUUAAAGUGAACAACAGAAA
This is a messenger RNA of Ctenopharyngodon idella (grass carp), 3026 nucleotides long. It is a transcript of the gene tacr3l, whose product is annotated as tachykinin receptor 3-like. NCBI's taxonomy places the organism in Eukaryota, Metazoa, Chordata, Actinopteri, Cypriniformes, Xenocyprididae. Gene Ontology annotation, molecular function: tachykinin receptor activity. The record is from RefSeq and is a predicted model, not a curated record. The transcript is spliced from 5 exons. Gene Ontology annotation, cellular component: plasma membrane; sperm midpiece. Gene Ontology annotation, biological process: positive regulation of flagellated sperm motility; G protein-coupled receptor signaling pathway. Bases 692 to 1879 code for a protein of 395 amino acids.